Leptopilina boulardi is the source of this 1875-nucleotide messenger RNA. RefSeq lists its product as uncharacterized. The transcript has 2 exons. The record is from RefSeq and is a predicted model, not a curated record. Bases 191 to 1864 code for a protein of 557 amino acids. Lineage: Eukaryota; Metazoa; Arthropoda; Insecta; Hymenoptera; Figitidae.
UAAGAUUGUUUGAAAACUUUUUCAAAUAUUUAAAAAUAAAGAGUGUAUUGUCAUUCAAAUUUAUAUAUAAUAUACAUUGUAGAUAUUUUGGUUAUUUCAUUAGCAAUCUGACAAGUUAAAGGGAAUCAUCAAAAUUUUAUUAAGAAAAGAUAAAGAAGAGAAAUUAUUAAAGAGAUUGUCAAUUUCAAAAAUGGAAAUUGCAAAUUUAACGACAACAUUAAACACCAUUCAAAUAAUUUCCAUCACAACGUACUUACAUAGACUAAGUAGUUUUAUGCAUUUGUCUUAUAAUUUAAAUGUCAAUCUAAAAAAUAAUAAUUUUGCUAUAAUAAAUUCCUUAGUAAACUACAUAAAAAUUUACGGAGAUCAUGAUGAUAAUACAAAUUUUUUAACUCAUUAUUUAUUAAACGACAAUGUUUAUUACGAUGAAACUAUUGAAAAAAAAAUCAAAUACAAUGUAAUAUUCAAGAAAGUUUUAUUCGAUUACAUAAUUCAUAAAGUGAUUUUCAAUGAUUUUGGAAAUGUUUAUGGAUUUUUGGCAGAACAUGUACGAAAAUUAGAAAAUUACCAAUCAAUUGAUAAUCUUCUUAAAUAUGUAAAAUUAACACUAACUUAUAUGAGAUGUGAAACAAAUAAUCAAAAAAUUGCCCUUCAUGAAUUGACAAUAAGAAGAAUAUUUUAUGAAACAAUUGUUCCUCUUUUUCCAAAGGUGAGAAAAAAUUUGUCCCUAAAUUCAAUAGAUUUAAUUUAUGCUCAAGCUGGUUGUCGUUAUGCCUAUUCGUCUUGUCAUCACUAUUAUUAUACAUAUACAUUGGGAAAUGAAUUGAAUGAUGAUGAUGAAAAUGGAUUAUUUGAUAAACAUAUUGAAAUUGUAAUGGCAAUUAAACAAUUAAUUGGUAAUGGAAUUAUUAAUAAAUUGUGGAUUAAAAUUUUUGCACUUCCAGCAAUUUUAAAUUAUGUUCAUGAUAAUAGGGAAACAUUGGAAGAUAUUGAAAUGAAAGUAAUUAUUUCUAAUCGUCAUUAUUGGAUGAAAGCUUAUAGAUAUUUAUUUUCCUAUCUACAAAAUGCGGAUGAACUAAUAAGAAAAACAAAAGCAGUUGAUCCAAAAUAUCAAUACUAUUUGGCUGUAUUAAAUUUUAAAAAUUACACAACAUUAGCAAAAGAAGAAUUAAAAACAAAAUGUUUAAUUACAAAUGAGACACAAUUACAAAAUGAAAUUGACAAAUAUAUCAACAAUACUUCGAAUUAUACAUGUUUAGGUAUAAAAAAUUUGCCACCAUUAACUGAAAUUUAUGAUGAACAAUUCAAUGAUAUUAUGGACAAAUAUUAUCAAUUUCGAAAGGAAAUAAAUAAAGAAACAAAUGUAAUUAAAAAUCGUCGAUUUGAAAUUAAUGGUGAAAUAUUUGUUGAUUGUAAACAAUUAUCAGAGAAAACAGUAAACAAUUUACACUGUUUAUCAUUAUUGUAUUCGUGUAUUGUUGGUUUUAUUGAAGGUAAUCCAAUUAAUUCAAUAAAUAAUUGUCCAAUUAGAGGAGCAAUUCGAAUUAAACAUAAUACAAAAUUUGAUGAUAUUUCACAAGAAAUUACAACAAUUCAAACUCGUAAUGUAUUAUCUAAAUAUGGUACAACUAUAAAAACAUUAGCUGUAAUGUCAUCAUGUCAAAUGAUAGUGAAUGAUAAACAAAUAUUUUCACAAUUGAAUAAAAUUGAUUUAAAAAAUAUCACAUUUUUUGAAUUAGGAAUUCCACAACUAUUGGGAAUUGAUCAUGGAUUAGAAAUUAAUUCUAUGAAAUCUAGUAAUGAUUUGAUUAAAAUUGGAAUUCUAUUAACAAAUAUUAAGAAUAAGUUUUUUUAUUUCAUCUAAAUUAAUAUUAU